AUGACGAACUCCACUUCGUUCACGCUCACAGUCAGUGACUUUCCUUACAAAGUCCUCGAUCCCAUCGCCACCCUCAGCGUUGCCCCGACCUACGCGACGAUCAAGCGAGCCCAACGCCAGCUCAGCACCAAUGCCGCCUCCAUCUUCUCGCUCAAUGGAGGCGGAGCCCAUGGCCAUUUAGCCCUCACUGUCACCCCCGAAGCCUAUUUGGAGAUCACCGAUGUCCCGUUCAUUGUUCCCGUCGCGCCCCCUGCUGAUCCGCUUCCUGGCGAAACCCUACCGCAAAUAACGCAGAACAACCUUCUCCACCAGCGCGCGAAGGAAAUCUACGGCACGUAUGUCUCCGUCAACAAUGCGCUCCGCCGGCAGCUUCUUGACGCUGUUAGCCUCAACAUAAUUCCUUUGCCUUUUGUUUCAAUGGCCUACAAUUUGACUAGCUCAAGGUCAUAAUGUUUAGUUUGAAAUUGCCGACGCA
This is a messenger RNA of Phaeodactylum tricornutum CCAP 1055/1, 475 nucleotides long. RefSeq lists its product with no specific name. Lineage: Eukaryota; Bacillariophyta; Bacillariophyceae; Surirellales; Neidiaceae. The record is from RefSeq and is a predicted model, not a curated record. Bases 1 to 450 code for a protein of 149 amino acids. The transcript has a single exon.